Molecule: messenger RNA, 3295 nt
Organism: Rhineura floridana
Lineage: Eukaryota; Metazoa; Chordata; Lepidosauria; Squamata; Rhineuridae
Gene: ZNF207
Product: zinc finger protein 207
Exons: 11
Coding region: 166-1635 (489 amino acids)
Cellular component (GO): nucleus
Source: RefSeq, a predicted model, not a curated record
GAUGCAUGCGCCCGCGCACUGCAUUGUAGGAACUCAAGGGUUCGGGCGAAGGGCGGCCAUUUUGUGUCUGGUCGAGGAGCGGGCUGUGUUUAGUAUUGGUGGUCGAGCUCCGUCGUUAAGUUUCAUAGUUUCUGUAGCUAAGCCGCCGCCGCUGCCGCCGUCGUCAUGGGACGAAAGAAAAAGAAGCAGUUGAAGCCUUGGUGCUGGUAUUGCAAUAGGGAUUUUGAUGAUGAGAAAAUUCUUAUUCAGCACCAAAAAGCAAAGCACUUUAAAUGCCAUAUAUGUCAUAAGAAACUGUAUACUGGGCCUGGUUUAGCAAUACACUGUAUGCAGGUGCAUAAAGAAACCAUAGAUGCUGUUCCAAAUGCUAUACCUGGAAGAACUGACAUUGAACUGGAAAUCUAUGGCAUGGAAGGCAUUCCAGAAAAAGACAUGGAUGAAAGGAGAAGGCUACUUGAACAAAAAACCCAAGAAUGCCAGAAAAAGAAACAACAAGAUGAUUCUGAUGAAUAUGAUGAUGAUGAAUCUUCAGCUUCAACCUCAUUUCAAGCACAGCCUGUGCAACCUCAGCAAGGAUAUAUACCACCAAUGGCACAGCCAGGUUUACCUCCUGUACCAGGUGCACCGGGAAUGCCUCCAGGUAUACCACCAUUGAUGGCAGGUGUUCCACCAAUGAUGCCCGGAAUGCCUCCAGUGAUGCCUGGAAUGCCACCUGGGAUGAUGCCAAUGGGUGGCAUGAUGCCUCCAGGACCAGGAAUCCCACCUCUCAUGCCUGGUAUGCCACCAGGUAGGUCAGGAAUGACGAAUCCAUACUGUGGUAUGCCGCCACCUGUUGGUCCUCGGCCGGGUAUGCCUCCUAUGACACAGGCACAGCCUGUGAAUGCUCCAGGUGUUCUUAAUAGACCUCCAGCUCCUGUUGUUGCAGCACCAAACCCUCAGCCUCCAGUUACUAAACCACUUUUUCCCAGUGCAGGACAAAUGGGGACACCUGUCACAAGCUCAAGUACAACUUCAUCCAAUUCAGAACUGUCAGCACCUUCUAAAGCUCUGUUUCCUAGCACAGCACAAGCUCAGGCAGCUGUUCCAGGGCCAGUUGGUACAGAUUUCAAACCUUUGAAUAAUGUACCUGCAACUACCACAGAACCCCCAAAACCUACAUUCCCAGCUUACACACAGUCUACAGCUUCAACCACUAGCACAACAAACAGUACUGCACCUAAGCCAGCUACUUCUAUAACAAGUAAGCCUGCUACCCUUACAACAACCAGUGCAACCAGUAAGUUGAUCCAUCCAGAUGAGGAUAUAUCACUGGAAGAAAGAAGAGCACAGUUGCCUAAAUAUCAACGUAACCUUCCUCGACCAGGGCAGGCAUCCAUGGGCAAUCCUCCAGUUGGACCAAUUGGAGGUAUGAUGCCACCACAGCCAGGAAUUCCCCCCCAGCAACAAGGAAUGAGACCUCCAAUCCCACCUCAUGGUCAGUAUGGUGCUCAUCACCAGGGCAUGCCAGGAUACCUUCCUGGUGCUAUGCCUCCAUAUGGUCAAGGGCCCCCAAUGGUGCCUCCUUAUCAAGGUGGACCUCCUCGACCGCCAAUGGGAAUGAGACCGCCUGUAAUGUCGCAAGGUGGCCGCUACUGAUGCUACUGCAAACGCUCUUAAUAGGUUUGGAGAUUAAACCUUUUCUCAUCUUGUGCUGUUAAUAUAGCCAAGCUUCCAUCAAUUAAAACUUCGUUGUGACUUUUAGAAAAAAAUAUCUUUCCACAUACAAGGAACUUUUGGACAUUCUUAUUUUACAUGGCAAAAUUUAUUUAGAAUAAUAAAACAGGAACUUUCCCUGAUGUUGCAAUUUAUACUGUAUGGCUUCUUUUUCAUGUUUCAUCUAGGUUUUUAGAAGUGAAGUAUAGUAAAUAUGGUUCGUUAAAUUGUGAAGGCGCUGGAAUUACAUGAACAUACCAACUUAAAGGCAAGUUCUGUAACCUUACGUUGCUGUUCAUAAAAUGAUGCCUUCACAGCACUUCAGGUGCUGUUGGACUUCAUGUCCCCAACAAUAGUUUGGUGAGGGCUUUUAUUGUUACCAUCUACUUGUAUACUUAAGUCUGAAUGUGUAACAAUAUUUAAUGUAUUUAGAGUUCUUCCUGUUGCAGGUGUUACUAAAUUGCCCCACUAAGUUCAUGUGACUUCCUGUACUGUUAAACUUUAUUGUAAUAAAAUGAAAGAAAAAAAUUGUCUUUUUAUUCAUGACCAGCUGUGGACAACUGCCUGAAGGUUUGUACUGAUGCAUGCGAUGGUAGCUUGUGGUUAUAAUAAACACAAAUUUCCUGAUGCUACAUUGAUAUAUUCUGAAUUAUUUGAACUUUAAAGUCACUACUUGAGCUGUAUGCUGUAGCUGACACCUGAACAAGUAGACAUAGACCUGUACACUUAUUAACCAGUUGCAACAAAGUUUUGGGGUUAAGGGGGCAUUCAUAUUUUUUUUCUGAAUGGUGCAUCUUCUUAAAACUUCUUCAUAACUCACCUGAUUAUACUGGUGUGUUCUGUAUUUCCUAAGUGUGUAUGUGCUUCUGCUAAGUAAAUAUUAUUGUAGAGCACAUUUCUUGGUCUGGUUUCAGUUGAUUCUUCGAACCGAGUCUGCCUCAUUGCAGAGACCUCAAGCUAUUUAACAUUUUACAAAGCUUAGGUGCAAGAUAUAGUUCAGUAUUGCCUUCUGAAGUAAAGGUGACCAGCAGAAAGAGAUUCCCUGUAAACCUCUAUUGCAAAAUAUUAAAUUGGUCUUAUAGUUGAUUUAAGAUUUCAAAAAGCAUCUCUACCUGUGCAUAGCAAAGAGCCUUGGGGCUGCUGUAGGGAGCGGAAUGGGAAGAGCACUCUGGUUAAAAACUGCAGCUGAAGCUGUCCUGUGUGAUGCCAAUUUUAUUCUCAUUCCAUGACAUUACCUGGAAAGGGCUAUGCCUGUGUGACAAGAGAAUACCUGUGAUGAGGUUUCAGCUGUGUCUUUAACUGGACUCGGUCUCAUUUGUAAAACUUAGUAGGAAAGUGAGGAUUAAAUUCUUGCCUCAUAUCAAUUAUAAUGAGCAGCUGUUGCCUUUCAUAGGGCACAAUGGGUUUGGGGGUUUUGCCUGAGCGUUUUGGAUCAUGUUUCUUUAUAUGUAGUAUAAACGAGUUCUAUUUUCCAUACUUUUCUGUUGUUAGCAAGAUAGGUAUUUGCAUGAGAGCUGAAAAUAGCAAAACACACUUGGGAGUUAUUCAUACUUCAUCACUUGAAUUUAUAAAGACAAAUUUUGACAUUAAAAUAUUUUUUGCA